Molecule: messenger RNA, 2016 nt
Organism: Cucumis melo (muskmelon)
Lineage: Eukaryota; Viridiplantae; Streptophyta; Magnoliopsida; Cucurbitales; Cucurbitaceae
Product: cytochrome P450 86B1-like
Exons: 3
Coding region: 1-1767 (588 amino acids)
Molecular function (GO): monooxygenase activity; heme binding; iron ion binding
Source: RefSeq, a predicted model, not a curated record
AUGCUUUUUGCUGCCUUAUAUUGCAUGACUAUUCAACUUAUUCUCCACUUUUUCACAACAAAAACUUCCUCCAUGUUUUCCCAUGCAUUUCCAUUCCUUCAUCACAAACCCAUCAUGGAUUCUGGAAACCUCUCCUCCUCCUCUUCCUCCUCCUUGCCCCCUUCGAUUUCCGUCCGACACUUUGGGCUCCAAUCGCUCCUCGAUGUCCAAAUCUUAGAGAUCUCUUUUGCCCUUUUUGUGUUCUUGGUUAUUCAUGUUGUUAGACAGAAGAGACGACAUGGCUUGCCUAUAUGGCCAAUCGUCGGAAUGUUACCAGCUUUGAUUACGGCAACACGUGGGAAUCUCUACGAGUGGAUUACCGACCUCUUGUGUCGUCACAAGGGCACAUUUCAAUUUCGAGGUCCGUGGCUUACUAGUCUCAAUUGCGUCGUCACUGCUGAUCCUCGAAACUUAGAACACCUUCUCAAGACAAAAUUUUCUUCCUACCCAAAAGGGUCGUUCUUCCGCGACACCGUGAGAGACUUACUUGGUGAUGGAAUAUUCGGGGCUGACGACGAGACAUGGCAACGACAGAGGAAGGUGGCGAGCAUUGAGUUUCACUCGGCAAGGUUUCGACAAAUGACGGUGGAGUCGUUGGUGGAGCUUGCGCACUCGAGGCUGGAAGCAGUGUUGGAGGAUUUUGCGGGGAAGUCGACAACGGUGGACUUGCAAGAUGUUCUUUUGAGGUUGACGUUUGACAAUGUGUGUAUGAUUGCCUUUGGGGUGGAUCCCGGUUGCUUGCGCGGAGGCUUGCCGGAGAUUCCAUUUGCUAAGGCCUUUGAGGAUGCAACUGAAGUCACUGUUAUGCGCUUCAUCACACCUACAUUCAUAUGGAAAGCCAUGAGGUACCUGAACAUAGGAAUUGAGAAGAAGUUGAAGCAAUCGAUCAAAGCCGUCGACGAAUUUGCGGAGAACGUGAUUCAAACACGGAAGAGAGAACUCUCUACGCCGGCGGAAUCUCAAGCCGACAACAAAAGAUCCGACCUAUUAACUGUAUUCAUGAAGCUGAGAGACGAGCAAGGGCGCCCAUUCUCUGAUAAGUUUCUCAGAGAUAUUUGCGUCAAUUUCAUACUCGCCGGAAGAGACACGUCUUCCGUAGCAUUGAGUUGGUUCUUCUGGUUGCUCGAUCAAAAUCCCGAUGUAGAAGAUAAAAUUCUAGCAGAAAUUUGCAGAAUUGUCGGCGAACGAGAAGAGGCCAAAACCAGAGAGCUUCGAUUCGAUUCAUUAGUGUUCAAACCAGAAGAGAUAAAAAAAAUGGAGUAUUUGCACGCCGCCAUUUCCGAAGCCCUAAGAUUGUAUCCAUCAGUUCCAUUCGAUCACAAAGAGGUUGUGGAGGACGAUACAUUCCCAGACGGAACGAUUCUGAAGAAAGGAAUGAAAAUCAUCUACGCAAUAUACGCAAUGGGAAGAAUGGAAGCGAUUUGGGGGAAAGAUUGUCGCGAAUUCAAACCUGAGAGAUGGAUGAGAGACGGUCGAUUCAUGAGCGAAUCGGUGUAUCGAUUCACCGCCUUCAAUGGGGGCCCUCGGCUGUGUCUUGGAAAAGAUUUUGCGUAUUAUCAAAUGAAAUACGUGGCGGCUUCUAUCAUCAGCCGGUACCGGGUGGCGGUGGUGGCGGGGCAUCCGGUGGAGCCGAAGCUUUCCCUAACUUUCUACAUGAAGAAGGGGUUGAAGGUCAAUUUGAUUAAACGAGAAGAGGGGCAAAUUCGGAAAUACAUGAAGUUAAAUUGAUUUUAGCCCUUCAAAUUAGUGGGAGUGUUAAUAAAUUUGAAAUAAUUAUACUUUUCUUUUUCUUUUUAAUUAUUAUUGUUUUUAGAUUGGAAGAAAAAUGUUUGUUUUAAGUGAAAGAGUGAAAAGAAAAAUGAGGAAAAUUUGGAGAUGGAAUUAUAUAUAUAAUUUGAUUGAUAUAGUUUUGGAUUUGAGAUGUGUAUCUGUUUCAUAAAAUAAAUAAAUAACUUCACCUGAGUGUAUAUUUUCCAA